This is a messenger RNA of Linum tenue, 2385 nucleotides long. The record is from the annotation of a GenBank genome assembly. NCBI's taxonomy places the organism in Eukaryota, Viridiplantae, Streptophyta, Magnoliopsida, Malpighiales, Linaceae.
AUUCGAUAUUUGCCUUAUAAAGAAGGAAGAUGAGCUCUGAAGUGUGAUUCCGAGGAGAAGAUCACCAUUCAUCCGGCUGCUGCAAUGGCAGCCUCAAAGGUUCCUCCACGAGCUCAUCAGUUUCAGCUCGUGGACGGCAUGCAACUCCAGAUUAAUGUAAGUGGAUCUUUGAAUGGACGCAACGUUAGAGUUGAGCUCCAGCUGAAGAAUUGCAACAGGACUUGGGUUCUUCACUGGGGUUUCACUUUCCCAGGCAACAGGAGCUGGUUCAUUCCUGGUGAUGGAUCAAACUCCUACAAGCCUGGUGCACUGCAGACCCCAUUUACUAAGGUACAGAGUGGAGAUUUAUAUGUGGUCAACAUCGAGCUGCUGGAUCCAAAGAUUCAAGCUAUUGAAUUUGUCUUGAAAGAUGGUAGCCGCGACAGAUGGUUGAAACUGAACAAUGGGAAUUUCAGAGUGGAGCUACCUGAACAUGAUGAAAAUGUUGUCACUCAGCAUAUACCAAAAGAUGUGAUUGACCGCAGGGCUUAUCAGAUCUGGGAAAGGAAGGGUAGGCCAAUGGGCUCACCGCAGCAACAGAAGCAAGAUUAUGAUGAUGCUGUAAGGGAGCUUCAAUUCCAGUUAUCCAGAGGAUUGGCUUUGGAUGAGCUACGGGGAAAUUCCAACACUGAAGUUACCAGAACUCCGACUCUUACUAGAGAUCUGCCCAAGGAUCAAACGGUAAAAUCUCUUUACCGCAGGAGACAUGAUGUGGGGCAGUGGUUGCAUAAGCCAAUGGGACGCAGCAAAAGCUUCAAUCGCCAAGUGUCCGCCUUGAUGGAUCUCGUGGAGAAACGUUAUGGAGGAGGAGAUGAUGUGGUGUCUAGACAGAGCUAUUAUGCAGGCAACUGUGAGAUAGUGGUCCUUUUGAGAGUGAUUAGAGGUGAAGUUCAUGUUUUGGUGGCAAUGAACAUUAAAGGUUCCAUCGUUCUUCAUUGGGGGUUAUCCAAGUUGUCUUCGGUGGAGUGGUUGGCUCCUCCACCUGAUCUACUGCCUGAGAAAUCGAAACUUGUGCCGGGUGCUUGUCAGACAUAUUUCACUGAAGUAGCCACAUCAAAUGGGUUCUUUCAGGUUGUGGAUAUAAAUCUGCGGCAACAGAAGUUUGAGGGCAUUCAGUUUGUGAUAUGGACAGGCGGUUCAUGGAUAAAAAACAAUGGGGCAAACUUUUCUUUCUAUUUGAAGGCAAUCAACGGUGGGGGAGAAGUGAAAGGCAGCAUGAACUGGUUACUUGAUGAGAUAGCUCAACGUGAAAAGGAGGCUGAGAGGUCCUUGAUGCACAGGUUCAGCAUUGCUACAGAACUAACAGAUCGCUGCAAGGGUGAAGGCGAGUUAGGUUUGAUUGGGAUAUUAGUGUGGCUGAGGUUCAUGGCCAGUAGGCAUCUCACCUGGAACAAGAAUUACAAUGUCAAACCUCGUGAAAUUAGUGAAGCCCAAGAUAAGUUCACGAACUUACUGCAAAGGAUCUAUUUGAACCAGCCGAGUGAGAGAGAGAUUGUGCGACUAAUUAUGUCAUGUGUUGGCCGUGGAGGCAAAGGUGAUGUUGGGCAGAGAAUACGUGACGAGAUACUUACUAUUCAGAGAAAUAAUGAGUGCAAAACUGGGAUGAUGGAGGAAUGGCACCAAAAGUUGCACAACAACAGCAGCCCGGAUGAUAUCAUCAUUUGUGAGGCACUCUUGAAUUAUGUAACUAGUGGUUUCAGAACUGAUGUUUACUGGCAAACACUGAAUGCCAAUGGGUUGACAAAAGAGAAGCUUGCCAGUUAUGACCGUCCAAUUACAUCAGAACCUCGUUUCAGAAGCGAUGCUAAAGACGGUCUCAUCCGAGACCUUACCAUGUAUUUGAAGACAUUAAAAGCUGUACACUCAGGUGCUGACCUUGAAUCUGCAAUUGAAAGCUGUUUGGGCCCUCCUUCCAAUGGGCACUACCGUGGAAGCCCAGACCGGAUUGCUUCUAUUGGUGGCCUAACACCAAAGCUACAGGACUCCUUGAACUUUGUCAGAUCCCAUGUUGCUGAUCAGAAUAUAGCUCCUCUGAUGGAGAAAUUACUGGAAUCUCGGAUUGAACUCCGCCCGUUCCUGUUAACAAGUCAUGGAAAAGCUAAAGACACUCUUUUUCUUGAUCUUGCUCUGGAUUCAACGGUCAGAACAACGUUGGAAAGGGCACUCAAAGAUCUGAGCUCUGUGCAACCUCCUGAAUUUGCAUUCUACAUUACUUUGGUGCUGGAAAAUUUAUGCCUUUCCACUGUCAAUAAUGAGGACCUCAUUUAUUCCAUAAAGGUUCUUCCUUUAGUUUCUGGUACCACCUUGAUUACAAACACUAUGGCUAGUGCGUUGAUUGCAGCAUAA